GGGAGUCGGAAAUGGAGCUGAUUGGAUCUACUCUGACAGCCACAUAUUCACGGCCAAAAACCGGCCACUUUCUCCCGGCCAUCUCCACCAUGGCGUCCAGCUAUCGCAACACUCAGCCUGCCUUGACCAUGAAUCCCAGUGCCAACCUGUGGAGGAGCAAAAGCUAUUUCAAGAGCAGCAACACAGUCCCGUCCUCUGCUUCCAUGCACCGAGACAAUUUAGAACUGGUUCGAGCCCAGACCAUGUUCUACCCGUCCAACAGGACGGUACUGAGUACCCGCUACACCCCAGAUGACUGGUACAAGUCCAACCAAAGCAACUACAUGGAGUCAGAGUCGUCUCGAAAGAGCGCAGAGAGACUGAGGAGAGACACAAUGAGGUUGAUGCAGGACAAAGAGCAGCUGACGAGACGAACCCAGGAGAAAAGCAGCAAGAACAUCGGUGAGAGACUCAGUGACAUUGUCUUCUGGAAGUCCGAGCUGAGCCAUGAGAUUGACAACAUGGUGACAGAGAUAGCAGCUCUCACUGAGGUCAAGAGGAGGCUAGAGAGAGCCUUGGCAGAGACUGAGGGGCCCCUUCAGGUGUCUCAAGAAUGUUUGUACCACAGAGAGAAGCGGAUGUCCAUCGAUCUGGUACACGAUGACGUAGAGAAAGACCUGAUAAAGGAAGUCGCCAUGAUCAAGUCAUGUCAAGAAAGGAUGAGGCGAUACCUGGACAGAGCCAUUGCUCAGUUAGCGUCGGACAGAGCGGCCCAGCAUGAACUGGAAAGAGACAUAAGCGAUAAAGUGACAGCUCAGAGGAUUGACGACAGGUGUCACUAUCUGAGGAACACAUCAGAUGGCAUCGGCUACUACAGAGGGAUCGAAAGACUGGACCCAUCACUCUCUGUGCCGGACUCAUGGUGCAGGUUCACAGACGACAACAUCCUGCACUCCCAGAGUGAACGAGCUGCCUCCCACAAGCUCAGGGACGAGAUCGAAAUCCUGCUAAACACCACCUCCAACGAAAUGUGGAACCAGUUCAACAAUGUCAACGUAGCCUUCACUAACCGCAUAUCAGAGACUUCUGAUGCCAAGAACAGCCUGCAGACACACCUGGCUAAGACACUGCAAGAGAUGUACCAGACUGAGAUGCUGAUUGAGUCUCUGAGGAAGGCCUUGAAGGACAAAGAGUACCCGCUGAAGGUCGCUCAAACCAGGCUGGAGGAGAGGACCCGCAGACCGAACAUAGAACUCUGCAGGGACAACCCACAUCAUAGCCUUGUCGUGGAGGUGAGAGAAAUUGAGGACACCAUUCAAAAACUUAAAGAGCGGCUGAUGGAGGCUGAGAAUGCUCUGCAGAUUCUGGUGAAGACCAAAGUGACCCUGGAACAUGACCUGUCCAUCAAGGCCAACUCUCUCUUCCUGGAGCAGGAGAAGUGCAUGAGUAUGCGCAAAAGCUUUCCCAGCAUGCCCCGUUUAGUGGGCUACACCUAAGUCAGGUCCUGAAGAAAUGAUUGUUAGAAUUUAAUCAACAGUGACUGUUUUAAUAUUUCAGAGUGAUUUGGUGUGGUUGGGCUUGAAAGUCAAAAUUCUCAGUACUGUACCUGCAAUAUUUUUUAAUUUCUAACAUUUAAAAAAGAAUGUAAAUUUAAAUUUUGAAAUUUCAAAAAACAGUAGAAUGCUGCUGGAGAAUAAACUGCUGUGUGAUGCUCUUUGCCUACUCAGUGUAAAUUUACAGUAAAUAACCAUCAUUCUUGAAAUAAAAAUACUAAAUUA
Messenger RNA from Solea solea (common sole), 1757 nucleotides. It is a transcript of the gene tekt3, whose product is annotated as tektin 3. Gene Ontology annotation, biological process: cilium movement involved in cell motility; cilium assembly. The record is from RefSeq and is a predicted model, not a curated record. The transcript has 7 exons. Bases 12 to 1475 code for a protein of 487 amino acids. Gene Ontology annotation, cellular component: sperm flagellum; nucleus; microtubule cytoskeleton. NCBI's taxonomy places the organism in Eukaryota, Metazoa, Chordata, Actinopteri, Pleuronectiformes, Soleidae.